AUGUCGUCAUGUCAAACAAUACUAUUAAAAAAUCUUUAUUUGAGUUUAGAAAAUAGUUCACAAAAAGCAGAUAAAUCAUUUAUUCCUGAUGAUAUUACAGAAGAACGUAUACAAAAACAUUUUGAUGAUACAUUUGAAGAAUUAUUUAUUGAAUUAGAAAAAAAAUAUGGUGAAAUUGAAGAAAUGAAUAUUUGUGAUAAUUUAUCUGAACAUUUAGCUGGAAAUUAUUAUGUUAAAUUUCGUUUUGAAGAAGAUGCUGAAAAAGCUGUUGCUGAUCUAAAUAAUGGAUGGUUUGAUGGACAUGCUAUUUAUACUGAAUUGAGUCCAGUUACUGAUUUUCAUGAAGCUUGCUGUCGACAAUACCAAAUGGGAUUUCAAAAGAUUUACGAAAACGAAUAUGAUUGA
Molecule: messenger RNA, 405 nt
Organism: Rotaria sordida
Lineage: Eukaryota; Metazoa; Rotifera; Eurotatoria; Philodinida; Philodinidae
Source: the annotation of a GenBank genome assembly